UCUCCCUCUCCCUCUCCCUCUCCCUCUCAGAUCUCUUUUUUCUCCGUUCUUUUCUCCAUUUCCAUUUCUCCUUAUCCAUUUAUCCCUUUAAUCUCUCUUAUCCAUUUAUACAUACAUCUGUCUAUUGAAUUUUGGUAGAAUUUUGGAAGAACAUGUCUGGAAUUCUUCGCUUGAAGAAGCUCCGAGAAACCGCGAAUCAAACCGUCCGAUUCGCCGCAUCCACAGCCCUCACCACCACCGUUCGAUCCCACCAGAGAUUAUUCUCCCACCAAUCACCGAUCGCUGCCCGAUUCAACUGCCUCCUCCACAUAGGUACCUACCGCCGUCGUGAAUCCCUCGGAUCGCAGGAACGCCACAAAUGGGAUGGCGGCGGCGGCGGAGGCAGCGGGACCGGCCCUGAUGAUUCCCAACCGCCCCGCAAGAUCAAGGCCGAAGCGAAUUGCCCCCGUUGCUCUAAACAGAUGGGCCUCCUCUUCUCCAAUCACCCCUCAUUGCCCCCACCCCUAUCCCCACCGUUUGAUCGCGGGAGCUACCGGGCCGUCAAUCUAUGUCCCAAUUGCAAGACUGCUUUCUAUUUCCAGCCAUAUAAGAUGAUUCCGCUGCAGGGGAGCUUCGUCGAGAUUGGAAGGGUUGGUAAAGGGAGGGAUUCGGAGAAGAAGAAAGAGAAAGAAACCAAUGGCAGUGGUGAUGGCAGUCACGAGGAUUAUGGGAACCGGCUCGGGGUUUCGUUCUGGGAGACAUUGAGAUCGUAUGGAGGGGACCCGCCAGAGACUUGGCCACCUGCCCCACAUCCAGGGGCAGGGAAUGGAUUGGCAGUGCAGACGCCCCCAGGGCCACCAUUCGCACCAAAUGUGAAUGUCGUGCGGGCUGCAGGGCCUGGUGGAGGAGGGAGUGGUGGGGGGUUUGGUGGGAAGGAUGGAUGGGGCGGGUCGAACUUAGGGAAAGAUUUGCCGACGCCGAAGGAGAUUUGUAAGGGGCUCGACAAGUUUGUGAUUGGGCAGGAGCGCGCAAAAAAGGUGCUUUCUGUGGCUGUGUAUAACCACUACAAAAGGAUCUACCAUGCAUCCUUGAACGGGUCUGGGGCAGAAUCAGGGAAUCCUGAGGCAGAAAUUGAUGAGAAUGAUUCUGUGGAGCUAGAGAAAAGCAAUGUACUCUUGAUGGGUCCAACCGGCUCUGGGAAGACAUUACUGGCGAAAACAUUAGCUCGUUUUGUGAAUGUGCCUUUUGUCAUUGCAGAUGCAACAACAUUGACACAGGCUGGUUAUGUUGGAGAAGAUGUGGAGUCAAUAUUGUACAAGCUACUUAUGGUUGCUGAUUUCAAUGUAGCAGCAGCUCAACAAGGGAUGGUGUACAUAGAUGAAGUUGAUAAGAUAACUAAGAAGGCUGAGAGCCUGAAUAUUAGCAGAGAUGUAUCUGGGGAAGGUGUUCAGCAGGCAUUACUGAAAAUGCUGGAAGGAACUAUUGUGAAUGUUCCUGAGAAGGGGGCUCGGAAACAUCCUCGUGGUGAUAACAUUCAGAUAGAUACAAAAGAUAUUCUUUUUAUAUGUGGCGGUGCUUUUGUUGAUUUGGAGAAAACCAUUUCAGAAAGACGACAAGAUUCUUCAAUUGGUUUUGGAGCACCAGUACGUGCAAACAUGAGGACUGGUGGACUAACAAAUGCUGUAGUGACAUCAACCUUGUUGGAAUCAGUUGAAAGUGGUGAUCUUAUUUCAUACGGCCUUAUACCAGAAUUUAUUGGACGCUUUCCAAUCCUAGUUAGUUUGUCUGCUCUAAAUGAAGACCAACUUGUUCAGGUCCUCACAGAGCCGAAAAAUGCUCUCGGUAAACAAUACAAGAAACUGUUAAGCAUGAACAAAGUCAAGUUACAUUUUACUGAUAAUGCACUGAGGCUGAUUGCAAAGAAAGCAAUGGCUAAAAAUACUGGUGCACGUGGUUUACGGGCUAUACUAGAGAGUAUUCUUACUGAAGCCAUGUAUGAGAUUCCGGAUGUGAAAACAGGAAAUGAAAGGGUAGAUGCUGUUGUGAUUGAUGAGGAGUCUGUUGACUCUGUGGACUCUCAAGGAUGCGGAGCUAAAAUUCUCCGUGGAGAUGGUGCAUUAGAGCGUUACCUUUCAAAAACUAAGUCGAAAGAUCUACUGGCAAAUGUUGGAGGGGAGGGGGAAUUGGAAAGAGAAUCUGAGCUAUCUUCUAGAGCCAUGAGCAUGUAAUCUUACAACAGCUCUUAACCUCUGUAAAAUCUCCAUAUAAUUGCAUUCCAAUUGAUGUAACCAUCCUUGUAAUCAAGGCUUCCUGUUCAAUGGAAAAUGUAACAUGCUAAUUUAAGUAUCAUGUAACAUCUCAUUUGGGGUUAGUUUCAGUAAUCCCUCGCCCCAUUCACAAAAAAAUAAAUGAGCUUUGCCCUCUUGUUCAA
Magnolia sinica is the source of this 2410-nucleotide messenger RNA. RefSeq names its product CLP protease regulatory subunit CLPX1, mitochondrial. The transcript is spliced from 15 exons. The record is from RefSeq and is a predicted model, not a curated record. Gene Ontology annotation, molecular function: ATP binding; ATP hydrolysis activity; ATP-dependent protein folding chaperone. Gene Ontology annotation, cellular component: mitochondrial matrix. Lineage: Eukaryota; Viridiplantae; Streptophyta; Magnoliopsida; Magnoliales; Magnoliaceae. Gene Ontology annotation, biological process: protein catabolic process; protein folding; proteolysis. Bases 153 to 2207 code for a protein of 684 amino acids.